Nakaseomyces glabratus is the source of this 1089-nucleotide messenger RNA. It is a transcript of the gene HUT1, whose product is annotated as UDP-galactose transporter HUT1. The record is from RefSeq and is a predicted model, not a curated record. NCBI's taxonomy places the organism in Eukaryota, Fungi, Ascomycota, Saccharomycetes, Saccharomycetales, Saccharomycetaceae. Gene Ontology annotation, cellular component: endoplasmic reticulum membrane; Golgi membrane. Gene Ontology annotation, biological process: UDP-galactose transmembrane transport. Gene Ontology annotation, molecular function: UDP-glucose transmembrane transporter activity; UDP-galactose transmembrane transporter activity.
AUGAGCAAGAGUAAUUCAAUAUUUCCGGUUUUAUUCUGUGCUGCUGGUAUAUAUGCUAGUUUCCUUACGUGGGCAUUAGUUCAGGAGCCUUUGACCACGCAGGUAUGGGAGAACUCUCAUAAAAGGUUUCAGUGCCCCAAUGUCAUUGCUGUGGUGCAGGCGGUCGCAGCAGUGUGUGUUGGAUAUUUCUACAUGAGAGCGAAAGGUGCGCAAAGGAACUACGGUGCCAUCGCAAUGGUUCGUGAUUACGCCAAACCACUGGCACUGAUAUCUUUCACUCAAAGUGCCUCUUCUCCACUGUCCCAGUAUGCUUUGCAAUACGUCGAUUACUUAACUUAUAUGCUGGCCAAGUCAUGUAAGAUGAUCCCAGUCCUGCUAGUUCAUCUUAUUAUCUACCGUACUACUAUUUCAAGAAAGAAGUCCGUUGUAGCUGUACUGGUUAGUAUUGGUGUUACUAUUUUUACUAUUGGUGGCUCUAAGGGAAAGAUUUCAGGUUCAAUUAGUGGAAGUAACGACGAGCACUUCUUCCAGAAAGCAUCAGGGUUCUUGUUAUUGUUCCUAAGCUUGUUCAUGGAUGGACUUACGAAUGCUACCCAGGAUAAAAUGUUGAAGAAUAAUCGUGUUCAGAUGGCAAUCCAGAACGCUGAAACACAGGACAAAAAGCAACAACAUAAAGUGUUCCAUACACUUACCGGUGCACACAUGAUGUUUGCAUUAAACUUCUUUGUGGCUAUCUGGAACAUAGCUUACUUGUUGGUAAUUGAUAGAGGCCAAAUAUGCAAUGCUCAUGCAAUGUUAAAGAAAGAUCCCAUUAUUGUUUCAUACUUAUUAGCUUACGCCCUCUGUGGAUCUCUCGGUCAGUGUUUCAUUUUUUACACACUGGAAUUGUAUGGCUCUUUGGUCUUGAUCAUGAUAACGGUUACUAGGAAGAUGAUGUCAAUGCUACUGAGUAUCAUUGUCUUCGGUAAAACCGUGAACGCAACGCAAUGGCUGGGUAUUGUAAUUGUUUUCUCCGGUAUCACAUGGGAGGCUCUCGAUAAAAGGAGAGAAAAGAAGGCAUUGGAAGCAAAAGUACAGAAAUCAGAAUGA